UGGCGGGGUGGGGGUAUUGGGCGGCUUAUCAGAGGUUUGAAAUGUAACAGAGAACAAUCCUGUCACAAAGCUCUGUCAGUGUGGUGUACUACAGACAUGUUCUUCAGCAUCUCUAUCCUUGUACUUUCUGUCCUCCAUCUAUGUGGGACAAUGGAGAGUGGUAUUAUUGGAGGAAUGGAAGUGAAAGCACACUCCCGACCCUAUAUGGUGUCUGUUCAGAUUAACAAUAUGCACAUGUGUGGUGGCAUGCUUAUCAAAAAAACUUAUGUGCUGACUACAGCUCACUGUGUAGAUAAUAUUGAAUACUCUGGAAAGAACAAGCUGGAAGUGGUACUAGGAGCUCACAACAUCAGUCAAAAGGAGCCCCAACAGCAGAGAAUCAAAGUGAAGAAGUACAUCAAGCAUCCCUGUUACAAGAGCAAUGAACGUACAAAUGAUAUCAUGCUACUGAAGCUGAAGUCCAAAGCCAAGCUGAAAAACGGUGUGCAAGUCAUUGAUCUUCCUAAGAAGAAUGAGAACCUUUCAGCCAAUCAAAUAUGUUCAAUAGCUGGUUGGGGCAUGACAAAACAGAACAGCGCUGCAUCAAGUGUCCUACGAGAGGUGAAGCUCAAAGUACAAGAUAUCUCUGAGUGCAAGAAGCUUUGGCAACAGUAUUUUGACACAGACAGCAUGAUCUGUACUGCCCCUGAUGGAAGAGAUGCCUUUUGUCAGGGUGAUUCAGGGAGUCCUCUUAUCUGUGGAAAUGAACCACAAGGAUUAGCUGCAUAUACCUACCCUGGCAACUGCUUAGACCUUCAGCAUCCAGAGGUAUAUAUCAAGCUCUCCUACUUUCUUCCAUGGAUUAAAGAAAUAAUACACUAGAGAGAGUUAACACAAUGGAAGUAUCCACGAGUAAUCACAAUUGGAAAUAUGGAAGUAAAAGCAAUCACAAUAAAAUAAACAUUUUAAAUAUGCAAUGUGUUUUCCCAUUUUUCUUCUUUGCAUCUCACAUUUGCAUCAUUUUACGAUAUCAGUAAGAAAAUCAAAAUGCUAGUUGUCACAAUAAGUUAUGAACAAAUAUUUCUACACAUAAAGUUUUAAAUUGAAUUAAAAUAAUGUAAAUCUAAUCUAGUUUCAAGAAAGAUGCAAAUAUAUCAUUGUGGUAUGUUUGACCAUAACAGGAAAAAAAAGUUUGUGUUUUGUACAAACUUGAGGUCAUACAUUUACAUAUGCCUUGCAGAAUUAGCAAAAUGGUCAUUUUUUGACAUCAUAAAACAUCAUAAAACAUCAUAAAAAUCAUAAAAAUUCUAUUUAGAUUUUUAUUUAGUUCUGCGAUUCUAUUUCACAUAUUUAAUUAUUUUCUGAUCAAUAUCUAUUUUUAUGUUCUGUGAUGGUUCAUCAUGAGUCUCUUGUUCAUCCUAAGCAGUUAAUCUGCCCACUGCUAUUUAUUAUUUUCUUUUCUAGUACCAUCUGCAUAAUUGGCCCCUUUAGCUUAUGUUGCUGUUGAAGUGAAGUAAUAAAUGGAAAAAACAUAUUUAAACAAAAUUAUAGUAGUGUUAAGAAUCAAGCAGGAGUUAACCUUUGAACUGGUUCAUUUGUGAAAAUUCAGUUGUGUAAAUUUGUGUGUGUGUAUUU
Messenger RNA from Tachysurus fulvidraco (yellow catfish), 1614 nucleotides. RefSeq names its product granzyme B-like. The record is from RefSeq and is a predicted model, not a curated record. The coding region runs from base 97 to 861 and encodes 254 amino acids. Gene Ontology annotation, molecular function: serine-type endopeptidase activity. Gene Ontology annotation, biological process: proteolysis. The transcript has 5 exons. NCBI's taxonomy places the organism in Eukaryota, Metazoa, Chordata, Actinopteri, Siluriformes, Bagridae.